This is a messenger RNA of Crotalus tigris (Tiger rattlesnake), 1637 nucleotides long. It is a transcript of the gene PHACTR3, whose product is annotated as phosphatase and actin regulator 3. NCBI's taxonomy places the organism in Eukaryota, Metazoa, Chordata, Lepidosauria, Squamata, Viperidae. Bases 661 to 1047 code for a protein of 128 amino acids. Gene Ontology annotation, molecular function: actin binding. The record is from RefSeq and is a predicted model, not a curated record. Gene Ontology annotation, biological process: actin cytoskeleton organization. The transcript is spliced from 5 exons.
GGAUCCAAUCACAGUGGCUGUGAUCAUCUGAUCCUGCAGAGUCAAUCCGGAGGCUCUAGUAAAAGGGGAGGCAUUACAAACCAAGUAGAUGCUUCGUGAUGCUGUGAGCUGCUACAUACACACACAUACACACACACUCACACACGCACAGCUUUUAUAUGCAGUGCUAGCAGGCAGCGCUGUCACAUUUUUGUUCAAGGAACCACCUGCUCACACAAUCCGAAUUAUUUCCUGCCAAAGAGAAAUGCUGUCCUGAUAGAUCUCACUGGUGAUCCUAAAUAAGGAAGCAACCCACUGCAGACAGGGCUGGCGGAAAAAAAUGUGUUUUGAUUCAUUUUUAUUAAAGAAAGAAAGAAAGACAGAUGAAUAAAAGUUCCUCUUGAUUCCUGAUACCAUAUUCCCAGUUUUCUUUUUCUGCCAAGAGCCAGAGAAAAUAUAUGGGUUAGUGAAGCCAACUACAGAAAUAGCUAUCCUCUGUUUAGCCAAGAACUUUCUUUCUUGCAUUUGGGAUGAAAAAGAGAAAAGUCUCUAAGGGCAGACUGAGUGCCUUUGAUUCCUGCCCAUGACCUAACUCUAAAGCCAACUCCGAUUGAUUUCAGGAAAAACUGGACUUGAGCAACUGGAAAAAAAAAAGAUCUGACAAACCAAAUCAAAGAGACAAUGGUACAAAACGUCAUCUUGAUUUUCUUUCGCAGGCGAUUGAGCCAAAGACCAGCUGUUGAGGAACUUGAAAGACGAAAUAUCUUAAAACAAAGGAAUGAUCAAACAGAACAAGAGGAAAGGAGAGAGAUCAAGCAGAGGCUGACGAGAAAGCUUAAUCAACGACCUACGGUUGAUGAAUUAAGAGACAGAAAAAUCCUCAUCCGAUUCAGUGAUUAUGUGGAAGUGGCAAAAGCACAGGAUUACGACCGACGAGCAGACAAGCCAUGGACCAGGCUUUCAGCAGCAGACAAGGCAGCCAUUCGUAAAGAGCUAAAUGAAUACAAAAGUAAUGAAAUGGAGGUACAUGCAUCAAGUAAGCAUUUGACAAGAUUCCACAGGCCAUAGAGAAUUUCUUCUGCGAAGAAUUUGUCUACUUUUUUUGAUAUCCACUACUGAACAUGCAUCAGGGAAAACAUGAAGGCCUUUCUCUGAGGGUCAGUCUAUGAGAAGCUGAUGUUUCAGGUUCAGGAAAGACUGCAAAUUCUAUCUCUGCAGCUCAUCUUUGAAAAGAUCUAUCCAAUGAAGGCCGUCACCUUGGAGCCGCAACCCUCAAAGGGUGGGAAAAUUCACUGACAAUAUUAAACUCAUCCAAAAGGAAAUGAAUGACUGCAUUCCUUUGCUACUUGUUUUAAACUGAAUUGCUGCAUAUCUUGAGAAAGGAGAUGUUGUGCAUGUACAGGCUCUACCAUUCCAAGGCCUCCGACGUAAUGGACACGGCGCACACCAUCAUUCAGUAUUAUCAUGGUGACGAGACAUUGGGAACUUAUCACAAUUCGUUUGUACAAAACACUUAAGUUCAUGUUCUAUAAAGUUAUUUACUAUAUUGUUUCUUUUCUUUUUAUAUAUAUAUAUAAUGUCUAACAAAACACUCCUCUUUUUUUUGAACUCCUGUUCAUUUUUUUGUUAAUUAAAUGAUUGCUUACUGCAGAAAACAA